GAGGACAUCUUUAUAAAAGAAAAGUAGCAGAUAAUAAAUAUAAAGCAAAUCUUUUAACACAUUUAGCUGCUAUAUUAUCAAUCAAGUUAGAACCAUGUUCUGUUAAGCCACCAUCAAGUUUUUUAUAUUUUAAGACAGCUUUAAAAUUAAAACAUAUUAAUAUUGCAAAAUUUAAAGACUAUUAUUAUAAAUUUGAUAAUAAAACAUCAUCUAAAAUUAGUAAAGCUUUAGGAAGAAAAAUUUGGCAAUCACAUAGCAAAAUAAAAAAAGGCUUGAAGAGCUGA
Messenger RNA from Dentiscutata erythropus, 284 nucleotides. NCBI's taxonomy places the organism in Eukaryota, Fungi, Glomeromycota, Glomeromycetes, Diversisporales, Gigasporaceae. The record is from the annotation of a GenBank genome assembly.